AUGGCCCCCUGCGACCCCGACCUCGUCGAUCUGGCUUCAGCCUAUGGUGUUUGCACCAACCCCGGCGCGCUGCUGCCCGCCGACCGCAAGUACGACUGCCUGCUGUCCUUCCGGUACCAAGGUGGCACCGACAAGGGCCUGGUGGAGCAUGUGGUCAACAUGCACCCGGGAGGAAACUGCUUUUUUCCCGGCUGCGGCGCGGGAGAAGGCCCGGGCCCGGGACACUUAGCCGUUGGGGGUCUUCGGGACCACCUCCGCCACCAGCACCCGGUAAUCCUGGUGCAGGUGCAGGUGCUGGAGCCGCAGGAGCCGCAGCCGCAGCCGCAGCAGCAGGGCCAGCAACAGCAAAUGGUCCUCGUCACGAAGACGAAUCACGUGUGCUGCUGGCCCGGCUGCCAGAAGGACCCGCUCGAGGGCUCCGGCGCCGACCGUUGUGUUCGCUGGCACAACUACACGGAGCUGGCCCAGGGCUUGGCCGGAGACUUGGUCCUGGCCAACGAGGAAGGCGAAGCCCUCGAGUCCACCGACAAGAUCAUCAACACCGCCGGCUUCAUGAUCAACUCGGCCCUCCAUAUUCGAUUGCGGAAGAAGAGCAAGAAGCGAUCACCAAGGCACUGGGUCCGUGUCCAGGCGUACGGAGAAAGCGUUGGGGAGGAUGCGGGUUACUACAUCGCGUUGAAGAGAGUAUGCCACACUCAGCUUCUGACUGAAGCCGCGGCGGCAGUUGGGAUUGCCAAUAAGCCCAUCGAUCCCGAGCAGGCGGGCUAUACCAGGCAGAUGAGCACGCCCGGGUUCAUGCACAUGCAGUUCGUCUCUGGCAUCACGGGAACGGCAACCGUCAACGCCCUCGCCAACCGACCAGAGUACACAGAGAUAUACACGCUCUCACGCUCGCAGAAAUCCGAGCACAGCUCCAAAGUCAAGCACGCAACACUAGACCUGCAGUCCUCAGCAGACUCGAUGGCGCAACCCCUAUCGCACAUCCCGCCCGCGACGCACAUCUACUUCUGCGCGUACCUAGCAGACCUCGACGAGGCCGAGGCGACGCGCAUCAACAGCGCCAUGCUGACCAACUUCCUCGCCGCGCUGCAGUCGUUCGUCCUGACGUGCGGACUCAAGCAGUACGGCGUGCACCUGGGCCAGCCCAAGAACCCGAUGCGCGAGGACGACGACCCGGCGCUGUUCUGGCUGGAGCAGGGGGACCGCCCGCCCAACUUCUACUACGCGCAGCAGCGCAUCCUCGAGAAGGCCGCUGCGGAGGCGGGCGGUAAGUGGUCGUGA
Molecule: messenger RNA, 1281 nt
Organism: Anthostomella pinea
Lineage: Eukaryota; Fungi; Ascomycota; Sordariomycetes; Xylariales; Xylariaceae
Source: the annotation of a GenBank genome assembly